GUACAUUGGAGGAUCACAGGUAGAAAGCACAAAGCCAAGGGAAGCCUUUUUGUUGUUGUUUUAAAGAAUGUGUUGCAAAAUAAGAAAAUAUGACCAUCAUGAAGGAGCCUGUGCUGUGCAGGUGCUUUGACAUGCUGUAAUGGCAGAAGGGAGGUCUUCAGAUGCUAAAAGAUCUCGACUUAGUCUGUCUCUCAGUAAAACCAAGAAAAAGAAAGGAACAAAAAAAGAUGUGGAAGUUAAAGCAACACAGCCCAUGUCUUCAUCUCCCCCCUCCAUUGCUUCAUUUUUUAACAAUGUUCCCCCUGCCAAAAUCCCCUGCCCAAUGUGUGGGCAGGUGGUGCCAAGGUACGGAAUAAACGAGCACCUGGACAAAACGUGUCAGGGCAACCAYGGCAAGGCGGCUCUUGCAGAAAUGACUUACAGCUGUUUUGUGAAUGAGAGUCCCUCGCCUGCAAGUAUGAACAAUMAUUCCAGCCCAUAUUUUUCAAAAAACAGGUCAAAUCUAGAAGUAAGUUCCUCCCAAAACAGUUUGUUGAAAACAGAGGCGAGCGCAGCAGAACAGGUCAGUCAUUAUUUCAGCAAUAAUAAUUCAGCCUGUAAUGUUUACUGUCAGUCUGGAGCUCAAACAGUUAAAGUCAUCUCUUUGGGAAGCUUGUCGUCUAAGCUGUCCAGAAGACGACGUAGCCAGGAAGGAAAAAAACACGUAGUGUAUAAAGAGGUUGACUCAUCGACUCCAGCUUUUUCCAAUAUAUGCAAAAGCUCUGCAGCACAGGAUGAUGAAGAGAUUUGUGCUGGGCAUAGUUCUCAGAAAGAAAAUGAGCUUGUUCAGAGAGAGGAGCAGAGUCCUUCAAGAAAGGAAGCAGAACUUCACGAAGAAAUAAAUGGAUGUCCUGGAGACGAGCUCGUGGAUAUUGUUCAGGUAUCACUACCAGCUGAUACCAUCAAUGGCGAAAGACUAGUAUUUGGUACAAGCAGCACCAAAACAAAAAGUGGAUGUGAAGGUGUGACACUUAGCUCUAGUAAAUUUGAGACACAUCCAGCCAUUUGCACUGCAGCGGAGCACACUGAUGGUUUGGAAGUGAAAACUCAGCCUCACACUCAGGGUACUCCUUCUUCUAGGACAGAAGUGAGCUGUGAAAGCUCUGAAGAUGGUGAUGUAGAGGKGCUUCCUGUGGAAGUUCUUGAAGACUUUCAGCAUGAGAUGAAUGACUCUUUCUCAGAAACUGUAGAAAAGGUAGAAGUUCAAAAUUCUACUAGUGACAUUUUAGAGAAAAUAAAUGGUGACAUUAGGUCUGUGCUGCACUUCCCUGGGCACCCAUAUUACUUCCAGAAUUUCAUAAUGGUGCUGCAAGCAGUCCUGCAGAAUGAAGAUGAUGUGAGACUCUUUAAUGAUGAAGACAUGACAAUUAUUGCCAAGUUCUGCCAAUUAUCAGUUGGUGGGCAGAAGUUAUAUGUGAGACUUUUUCAACGCAAACUGAACUGGAUAAAAGUGAGCAAAAUAGAGUAUGGCGAGAUAAGUGUGGAUUUGUUACCAAUAAUUGAAGAACUGGUUAAAAAUAGCUUUCUGCAAACAGAAUCUGAAUUGGAAGACCUGUGUGAAGGGUUGGAUUUGCUUUCAGCCCCUGAGCUGAAAACGUUAGCAAAGAUCUUUCACUUGCCUAACCCAAACGGGCAGAAACAACAACUUGUGGACGAUUUUCUGCGACUGGCAAAGCAACGUUCUGUCUUCAGCAAGAGUCAGACCAGUAUUGGGACAGUAAUUUUAAAAAGGGCAAAGGACAUGGCUGGAAAAUCUGUUAGGGUCUGUAAAGGCCCCCGGGCUGUAUUUUCUCGAGUGCUGCUGCUGUUUUCACUGACUGAGUCAAUGGAGGAUGAAGAAGCUGGUAGUGGUGGACAAGGCCAGCUCUCCACAGUGCUCAUGGUAAACAUGGGCCGUAUGGUAUUCCCCAGUUACACUGUAAAUAGGAAAACAGAAAUCUUCCAGGACAGAGAAGAUUUUAUCAGGUAUGCAACUGCUGCUCACUUGUCAAAUGAUAUAGCUACUGCAAUGGCAAAUGGGAACUGGGAAGAAGCGAAUCGUCUUUAUAUGUGUGGUAAAGAAACCUGGAAUGAACUGAAGAAUCAGCCUUUUCUGAGCUAUCACAGAGCUCUACCUGAGUAUCUGAGGCAUUUCACUGUUGGCUGGGUGUACACAAGAAUCCUCUCGCAAGGUGUUGAAAUUUUGCAAAGACUUCACAUGUAUAAGGAAGCGGUGCGGGAGCUGCAGGAUCUCUUGUCUCAGGAAGUGUAUUGUACUGACAGCAGAGGGCGGUGGUGGGACCGCCUGGCUCUGAACCUGCAUCAGCACUUGAAGAACACCAAGAAGGCCAUCGACUGCAUCAGAAAGGGGCUUGCAGACCCCUGCGUGCGCACGGGGCAUCGUCUCUCUCUCUACCAGCGGGCCCUUCGGAUCAGAGACUCACCAAGCUGUAAGCAGUUCAGGUGCCUGUUUCAGGAUCUGCCAGUCAUAACUGUGGAAGAUGUGACACAUGUUACGAUCAAAGGGAAGAUGUGUCCUCAGACAGGACUGGGAAAAUCUGUGUUCCUAAUAGAGGAUACUGACAGCCAAGAAGGAAGUGAAGACUCCGGUGCAUCCACAGUCAUGUGCUCUGUUGAGGAACUGGCCUUGACUCAUUAUAGACAGAAUGGUUUUGAUCAGGGGAUUCAUGGAGAAGGUUCAACGUUUAUUACACUGUAUGGACUUCUAAUGUGGGAUGUCAUAUUCAUGGACGACAUACCUGAUGUUUUCAGAAAUUGCUAUCAGACCUUCCCCCUGGAUUUGUACACUGACAGCUUCUACGAGAACAGGAGGGACGCCAUCGAGGCCAGGCUCCAGCAGCUUCAUUCCGCCUCCUCAGUGGCGCUGGCAGAGCUGGUCGCUGACAUCUGGAGCGCGCAGGAGGGAAAAGCAGCAGCACUGGUUACCUGGGGACGUUUCGUUUCCCUCCAGCAGGCUCAGAGCCUCGUUUCCUGCCUGGGAGGAAUGUUUCUGAGUGGUGUUUUCAGGCGACUUUCUAAGGAUUUGCGCCACUGCAGAGGGGGGCUUCCUGACCUGGUUGUGUGGAGCACUCACAGCAGUCACUUCAAGCUGGUAGAAGUGAAAGGUCCCAACGAUCGCCUGUCCUUCAAGCAGAUCAUCUGGCUGAGUGAACUGCAGAAGCUGGGGGCCGCCGUYGAAGUCUGUCACGUGCAGGCGGUCGGAGCCAAGAGCAAGCACCUCAGCUGACAAAAGCCUCUCGGUAACGUGCGCUGUGCGUGUGCCUGGAGUGGCCCUAAGGGAGGGGGCAGCACAAACUACUGGCUGCUGCUUGUUUAAUAUAGUUUCUUCCAAAAUUAUGGCUUCAUGAAAUACUACUGUAGUUAUACUUAAUUCCAAAUCAGUCUGAAAUACACUUUGAGAAGACUGUUUAUGAUUUACAGUGUUCAAAAGAACAAAAUCUUCCUAUGAUAAACAUAACUUUUUCCACAAAAAAAAGGUAAUACAGGGUCUUCUCCAGUCAAGAGAAGUAGCUGCAAUCACAUCUGUACCAAAAGAAAAAAAAUCUACAAUAAUAAAUGCAUCGCAUCAAGUCCUUGAUAGUUUGUGAAUACUGAUGUAGCCCGAAUUCUUUAUACUCUGCAGGCUUCCUACUCCACAGCUUCCAGUGUGUUAGAACCAGCAUGGUUCUGUGGUCCUCCUUUUGUAUGAAGUAUCUCUUUUUGAAUUUCAUAUAGAAACUUUUUUCCCUCCCAUUUUAACACAGACAGAAUCAUUUCUUUGCAGCUUUCAUUCUGAUACUGAGCAAGCUGUCAGGAUGUUCAAAAUUCUACUUACCACAUUAACAGCAAGCACCGUAAAAGAACAUAGUAAGAAAUCAUCUGCACAUCUGGUUUGUUAAUCAUCUUCCUACAGCAGUGUCUCUGCUUUUUUUGGAAAAAGAAAAAGAACAUCCCCACCAUUCUUCUUCAUGAAAGGAAGUGAAAGAAAACCCCCUGAAGUUCACUGUGGAACGGUAUGAACUUUUAUUUAGUCUAAUUUACUUCACAUUCACAACUCGGCAUCAGGAUUUUAUAUUCUUCCUGGCACUGCUACUUUACUCAGUAAAUCAUGAUCAGGCACAAAGGUUUUAGUUUCGGUUGAAGUAGUGAACUCUAAACCAUUGCAGCAACAGCAUUAGAAACCAACUGCCUAAAGCAACUGGAGGGACAGAUAGAUCUGUCUCUUUUGUUGGAGGCAAAUUUAUGAUUUCAUCCUUUGCUUAACUGAAUUUGUUAAAAAUUUUUUGGUUUUUAUGUUUUGUUCUGUGUAACAAUAAGCCAAAACC
This is a messenger RNA of Nothoprocta perdicaria, 4343 nucleotides long. It is a transcript of the gene FAN1, whose product is annotated as FANCD2 and FANCI associated nuclease 1. Gene Ontology annotation, biological process: interstrand cross-link repair. Lineage: Eukaryota; Metazoa; Chordata; Aves; Tinamiformes; Tinamidae. The transcript is spliced from 13 exons. The coding region runs from base 140 to 3265 and encodes 1041 amino acids. Gene Ontology annotation, molecular function: 5'-3' exonuclease activity; 5'-flap endonuclease activity; flap-structured DNA binding. The record is from RefSeq and is a predicted model, not a curated record. Gene Ontology annotation, cellular component: nucleus.